Molecule: messenger RNA, 1440 nt
Organism: Magnusiomyces paraingens
Lineage: Eukaryota; Fungi; Ascomycota; Dipodascomycetes; Dipodascales; Dipodascaceae
Exons: 1
Coding region: 1-1440 (479 amino acids)
Biological process (GO): polynucleotide 5' dephosphorylation; 7-methylguanosine mRNA capping
Cellular component (GO): mRNA capping enzyme complex
Molecular function (GO): polynucleotide 5'-phosphatase activity
Source: RefSeq, a predicted model, not a curated record
AUGUCGUCAAUAUUAAACCUUUUAAAUAAUGAUACCGGAAGCGAUGAUGACCAGAAAAUCAGAAAUAAUACCAGCCAUAGCCCUCAACGGGUGAAGCAGCAGGAUUUCCCUAAAAUGCCCCUCAAUGGUAUGCUCAACGACGAGUCAACGCCUCCACCAAACCCACUACCAAAUGAACCAGAACCAGUCGCACAUUCCCAUACCAAUGGAACCAAUGACUCCGACUCCAAUCGACGCUCUUCUGCUGCUGAAAUAAACUACAUCAUUUCUCAUAACGGUCCUUCUCUUCCUUCAAAACCAUCCGAUUCUCCACAUGAAGAAAAACCUCUCCCCCAUCAUUACGAAACCCCUCCAAUUUGGGCCCAGUCAUGCCGACCAGGACGCUUCAGAAAGGAAUACAAUCCAAACGUUAGCCCUUUUGUUGUCCCAUCUAAUGAAUACAUGCGCCGAGUGCAAAUGGAACGACAACAACAACAACAACAACAAUUACAAUACGCACAUCAAUGGCAAGGCCGAAGGCCUGUUUUGUUCUAUGAAAAUAUUGCUCUUAAAAAACCUGUAGUAGACUGUGGCCUACCAUAUUCCUUUUUCGACAUGAUGCCUUACGAUGAUAUCUCCCGGAAAAUCGUCUCGUGGCUCUACGCAAACCUCGAUAAUAUUAAAAACAAUGGUGGUGAUCUAAACAAUCUAGAAGUGGAAAUCAAACUUGGGAAAAUCAUUGACAAGUCAACGGACCGCAGAAUCAAUUUCCCAAUUGUAACAGAAACAUUAUUAGAUCCAGAAUUCGCACGAGCUAGCACACGCUUUGAAGCAGGAGUCGAAGACGAGCUAAUAAAAUAUAUCCAGAACGACGUCGAUAAGGCUGCGAAAAAGUUCCCAGACUCUGAAGACAAUACCAAACACCACCACAUCCGAAACCUAGGCUCGCGAACAACUACAGAUCAAAUAUAUCACUUUUCUCGGUCAGACGCCGGGCGCGAGAUUGUGAAACCAGUGCGCGUUACCAUGGACGAAAACAACCGCGAAGUUGAGCGCAUUACAAAGAAAAAUGUCGCCUCGCAUGCAAUCAACUUACCAGGCUCACUUCUCGAUCUACGGAUAAGUAUCAAUUUGGAACUUCCACAAAAUCCUAUGGAGUACGAUGUCUCGAAACUAAGACCAAUCAGUACCCGCAAAAAGGACCGCAUUUCUUACGAAACCCGCGGCCUGCGUAUCGAUAUUACAAGAGUCAAAGCAACAAGCUCGAUAAAACCAGACAUUAUCUACACAAAAGAAGUCGAACUCGAGUUUGAUAAUAAACUACUGGUUGACUGGUUUGAAAAGGCGUCUUCCGGUGAAGAUGAAAAUGGUGCAGCUUACAUGGAAGAGCUUGUACGUCUCAACCUGGACUCUGCGCGUCUGAUUGUUCGUCACGCUUCGGAUAGUCGUCAAUUUAAAUAA